ACCCGAAAGAGCGGUCAUUACACGUAACGAUGUAAAUAAAUAGAAAGAUCUGGGUUAGUAAAAUGUUUCAAGAAAUCUGACGCUACACGAGCGUAAAGAAUAAAUUCUGCUGAAGAUAAACAGGUUUUAAAUUCUAAAUAUUCACCACCCCUCACGUGAAUAACAUCUGACAGGUUUGUAGAGCUGAUAUAAAUAGUUCACAUGGUGUUCACGAUCAUCAUUCCAUGUAAAUCAACAUGAGCGAGUUUGACCCUUUAAUUAACCAUGGCGCUCGGGAGUCGUUCUACCACAAGACCAUCCGUCCAUCGUUGGCCGAGUUUAUUGGAACCACCGUUUUCGUGUUCGUUGGCUGCAUGGCGGUCCAAACCAAUGAUGUGGGAUCUAUAGCCCUAGCUCACGGCCUGGCCAUAGCGCUCCUUGUCACGGGUCUUGGAAAAAUCAGUGGUGGCCACUUUAAUCCUGCUGUUACCCUUGGUGUAACGAUUUCUGGGGGUAAUCCCAUUGUGGUCAGCAUUUUUUAUUUCCUGGCUCAGAUGCUUGGUGGAAUGGUUGGCGCCGCCUUUGCUCUCGCCGUGCUACCUGAAUCAGUGUAUAAGGAUAUAAAGGGAGGGACACACACGCUGGGAGAUGGUGUUUAUCCGGGCUGGUCCAUACUUGCCGAGGGCAUACUGACGUUCUUGCUUGUAUUUACUGUUCUUAUGACGGCUGUGGACGAAGAAAAAAGUAACCUGGCCCCCCUGGCUAUUGGCUUUGCUGUUGCUGUCGACAUCAUUGCUGGUGCCAAGACAACCGGUGCAUCGAUGAACCCCGCCAGAAGUUUCGGCCCCGCUGUAGCAUACUCCAAAUACGGUGACGUUUGGGAACACCAUUACGUGUACUGGGUGGGCCCCACCGCGGGUGCCAUCGCUGCGGCUGUGAUUUAUAGGCUCCUUUUUGCAUCAGGAAACAGAAGAUUCUACGCAGAACGUUAGCUGGUUCUCCAGUGCGAAGUGAUCUUGAUAUUAGUUCUUUCCAUUUUUUUUCCAAUCUUUACAUGUACAUAUGUUUUUGAGCAAUGUUCUGUUUGUCAUGCUUUACACUUGUUUGUCGUAAUAA
Messenger RNA from Magallana angulata, 1095 nucleotides. RefSeq names its product aquaporin-8-like. The transcript has 5 exons. Gene Ontology annotation, biological process: transmembrane transport. Gene Ontology annotation, molecular function: water channel activity. Gene Ontology annotation, cellular component: plasma membrane. The coding region runs from base 237 to 971 and encodes 244 amino acids. The record is from RefSeq and is a predicted model, not a curated record. NCBI's taxonomy places the organism in Eukaryota, Metazoa, Mollusca, Bivalvia, Ostreida, Ostreidae.